AUGAAAGCAAUUGUUCAGCGUGUAACAUCAGCCAAAGUUACAGUAAACGAAGAGUUAAUUAGUUCAAUUGGAAGAGGCCUCUGUGUAUUGGUUGGCAUCACACACUCUGAUACGGAAAAGGAUGUGGAAUAUCUGUAA
This is a messenger RNA of Musca vetustissima, 138 nucleotides long. It is a transcript of the gene Dtd, whose product is annotated as D-aminoacyl-tRNA deacylase. NCBI's taxonomy places the organism in Eukaryota, Metazoa, Arthropoda, Insecta, Diptera, Muscidae. The transcript has 2 exons. The record is from RefSeq and is a predicted model, not a curated record. Gene Ontology annotation, biological process: tRNA metabolic process. Gene Ontology annotation, cellular component: cytoplasm. Bases 1 to 138 code for a protein of 45 amino acids. Gene Ontology annotation, molecular function: D-tyrosyl-tRNA(Tyr) deacylase activity.